Diaporthe amygdali is the source of this 957-nucleotide messenger RNA. Its product is annotated as polysaccharide deacetylase family protein. Gene Ontology annotation, biological process: carbohydrate metabolic process. The coding region runs from base 1 to 957 and encodes 318 amino acids. Gene Ontology annotation, molecular function: hydrolase activity, acting on carbon-nitrogen (but not peptide) bonds. The record is from RefSeq and is a predicted model, not a curated record. The transcript has a single exon. Lineage: Eukaryota; Fungi; Ascomycota; Sordariomycetes; Diaporthales; Diaporthaceae.
AUGCGAAUAUGUUUAUCGGUGGACUUCGACGCCCUUUCAGGCUACCUUGGGACGGGCCACACGCUUGAAAACACCCUCUCAGACUACUCCGCCGGCCUGCUAAGCGCCAACGUCGGCGUGCCCCGGCUUCUGAGACUAUUCGCCAAAUACAACAUCUCAGACAAAGUAACAUGGUUCAUUCCGGGCCACAGCAUCGAGACCUUCCCAGACAGAGCCGCCGAGAUCGCGGCCAGCGGCGCGGAGAUAGGGCUGCACGGGUACAGCCACGAGGGCGCGUACGCCAUGACGCCGGAGCAGGAGGGCGACGUGUUGGAGCGGUGCAUCGCGCUCGCGACGGAGCUGGGCGGCGGGCGGCGGCCGCAGGGCUACCGCGCGCCGCUGUACCAGAUCCGCGAGACCACCGUCGACCUACUUCAGCGGCACGGGCUCCUGUACGACAGCAGCAUGAACGCCCACGACGCCCUGCCCUACUACCUGCCGCGGCCGUUCCCGCAGGCGCCGCCCCACGUCCCGGACUAUAGCAAGCCCGCGGCGUCGUGGAUGCGGCCCACGCCCCUGCCCGCGCAGCCGCGGCCGGGGACGGCUGAGGCGGAGAGCGCGCUGGUCGAGGUCCCUUGCUCGUGGUACACCGAGGACAUGACCCCCAUGGGGUUCUAUCCGUACACAGCGUCGUCACAUGGCUAUGUCGCCACGGACGUUGUGGAGAGGAUGUGGUGGGACCGGUUCGAGUGGCUGUGGGAGAAUGAGUCGUUCGUGGAUGAGGGGCCUGGCCUGGGGUACGGGUCCAUCUACCCCCUGAUCUGGCACCCGGAGAGUGCGGGGAGGGCGCACAUUGUUGGCAUGAUCGACAGGUUUCUUGGCAAGUUGGUGGAGAUGUCUAAGUCCAGCGGCGGUGAGAUCAUCUUUGAGAGCAUGGCGGGUGUUGCGCGGAGCUGGAAGGCGAGGGUUGGGCCUUGA